CUUUCCCAAUCUAAAUAUUGUAGCACAUGACACCACUUAUUUCUGGGAAUAUACGAAGAUUUUCAUACUUCGUGAUGUCUAGGACAGUGGUCAUGAGUUUCCAAGUAUGGCUGGUAUUUUUCUACUUAAUCGAUUCAAUGGUUGUUGGACAAAUGCCGUCAGAAUAUAAAUCUAACGCUGAGUCAUACAUUACACCUUACCAAUCACUUGGAAAUCUUAAACCAACAAUGGGACAAUCCAACUUAGGGUUUGGAAACUCUAUGAUGCAUAUGGGCCAAAAUAACGAUCUUUCUGGAGCGCAAAGUUCACAUUAUCAACCUAGUAUGGUUCCCGUUAAUCCAACCGAUUUAAGAAGAAGUGUACCAAUGAUGACAGGUGAACAACAACCAUACCAGGCAAUGCAGUCCUUUAGAAAGGAAUCAAAUGUAGGUGUUCCCCAAAGAUUUGACUUUCAGGACUUUAACCCGACUAUGUUGAAUGGACAUAACCCUUACAACAGUCACCGACCUACAACUAUUAUCACCCGAGACAGAGCAAAUAACCAACUCGUCGAUUCACAUGGACCUUCAAAUAGAGUAUAUGGUCCAAUUAAUCACGUUGGUCCUUCCAAUGCAGGAGAAGAUACGAAAGGAAGAAAGAUAAUAGGAUAUAAAACUGUCCUGGAGAAACGAAAAGUUGCUGUCGUGACGAUGACAAAACAACCUGUUGUCCGAAUGAAGAAAGUUAUAAAAAAAGUUCCAACAAUACGAAUGGUUACAAGAGAGGUUGUACUUCCAAAACAUUAACAUAUAUUAUGGACAGCGAAAUGUAAAUUAACUUAAUAAGCUGUAUUGGAUUAUUUAUUUUAUGUUUGGAUCGCUUUCGUUGAAAAUAUUUUAUAAAAUAGAAAUUCGGACGAGACCGUUUUUUGUCAUCUUGUUAAUUUCGAUAUGUAUAUUUUAUCUAAAUGUCUACACAUAUCAUUAUAUAAUGUUUUAAUGUAAACGCUUUGUAAAUAUGUGGUAAUUAUUCGUUCGGCGCCACUGGGAGUAGGUCUAAGAACAAAAGGGUAGAUUGGCACCCAAAGCUUCAGAUUUAUAUUGUUCAAUUUACUUAAUAUUAUUUACUAUUUAUGAUAUUAAAUUAUAAAUGAUUAAUGUGAACUGAUGAUGAUACUAUCUAGUAAAAUGGCUUAUUUUGAAAA
Mytilus californianus (California mussel) is the source of this 1183-nucleotide messenger RNA. RefSeq lists its product as uncharacterized. Bases 27 to 785 code for a protein of 252 amino acids. NCBI's taxonomy places the organism in Eukaryota, Metazoa, Mollusca, Bivalvia, Mytilida, Mytilidae. The record is from RefSeq and is a predicted model, not a curated record. The transcript has 2 exons.